Molecule: messenger RNA, 393 nt
Organism: Bufo gargarizans (Asiatic toad)
Lineage: Eukaryota; Metazoa; Chordata; Amphibia; Anura; Bufonidae
Product: spindle assembly abnormal protein 6 homolog
Exons: 4
Coding region: 79-393 (104 amino acids)
Biological process (GO): centriole replication
Cellular component (GO): centriole; centrosome
Source: RefSeq, a predicted model, not a curated record
AGGCUGACUGCUGCUAACAGGUGCCGCUCCAUGUGAGAGCCAGCGGGAUAUGUGCGUGUAGGAGAGAAGGACGUCACCAUGAUGGAGGAGCUGUUCUGUAAACUUGUGACCAUCAUCAUUAAAUGCCGGGACUGUGAGGAGAGGCGAUCCACUGUCAGACUGACUGUAGAAACACAUUGUUUUUCAAAACCUGUAUAUAAGAAGGACCUUAUUGUUCGUCUUUCGGAUGACACAGAUCCAUUUUUCCUGUACAAUCUCACUCUAGGGGAAGAAGAUUUUAUAAGCCUCAAGAACCAGCAAGGAUUACUAGUGGAAUAUUCAGCAUUUCCACAGAGGUUCAUAGAGCUUUUGGAGCAGUGUAUAUCUGAACAAGAAAAGACCGUACCUAGGUAA